Messenger RNA from Penicillium chermesinum, 672 nucleotides. RefSeq names its product mitochondrial 54S ribosomal protein bL19m. Gene Ontology annotation, molecular function: structural constituent of ribosome. Bases 1 to 672 code for a protein of 223 amino acids. Gene Ontology annotation, cellular component: mitochondrial large ribosomal subunit; ribosome. Gene Ontology annotation, biological process: translation. The record is from RefSeq and is a predicted model, not a curated record. Lineage: Eukaryota; Fungi; Ascomycota; Eurotiomycetes; Eurotiales; Aspergillaceae. The transcript is spliced from 3 exons.
AUGGCUUCGCUACCCACAAUGCGGCCGCUGGGCUGUUUGAGGUCACUUCUUAGGACCAGAGAGGCUAUGCAGCCGAACCUGAAUUGCCGAUGGAUCUCGACCGCAUACUCGAAGAGACCGGAGCGUGUGCCUCUUCCCCAAACCUCCCCGAACAAUUCAUUUCUCAGAUUCCCAAGCGAUUCCAACCGGAAAAUGGUAACCCCGAAGCCAGUGAAGAUCUACCCUGCUCCCCCCUCCGCUAGAAAGGCAUGCAAAGACCCCAUCGCAAAGGUCACCGAAUCGCAAUUACAGGUCCUUGACCCCAAGGGCGAGCGGAAAGCUCUCUUUGAUUACCGACGCAACCCUCGUUCCGUCAAACCCGGCGACAUCAUCCGCGUCACAUUCAAGAACGGCGACCCAUUUAACGGCGUUGUCUUGAGCAUCCGACUCCGUGGCAUUGAUACCUCGGUUUUACUCCGAAAUGAAUUGACUCGUGUGGCAGUGGAGAUGUCCGUGAAGGUGUUCAGUCCCAAUGUGCAAGGCGUUGAGAUUGUCGAGCGUGCGAAGCGCAAGCCUCGUCGCGCCAGAUUGUAUUACAUGCGCUCUCGCAAACACGAUCGCCGCAGUGUCGAGAAUGUUGUGGCUGCUUACGUCCGCCAGAAGAAGGCUUUCAUGAGUGGCAGAAGGCAAUAA